AUGGCGUCAGGACACCAGGUCCUUGCCCAGAUCAAAUACAAAGACAUUUCAGAGAACCUCAAACUCAACUUUAGAAGUUUGCACCUCAGAGCGACUCCAUCAGCGAGGCGCUGCACACUGAGCGCACACACGUCUCCUAGUUUGCCGCUCAAGUCUCCCAAGUUUCCCCCGAAGGCGGGGGAGCGGGCCAGCUGCGCCGAGGGCGGCACGGGCGGCCGGGGGCGUCGCUGCUCGCCCGCGCCGCCCUCCGCACCAGGAGCCGGGACGCGCGUUUCUCCGCCGGAGCCCCCGGGCACCCCCAAGCGGGGCGGGGCCGGGAACAAAGCCCGGCUCCGUGCCACCCUCCCCGUUCCGUCCCGCCAUUCCCGGCCGUCCUGGCCCGCUCCCAGCCCCGCCAUCCCCCGCGGCGGGGGCUGCCCGGCGGCUGCGCGGCCCCGCUGGCCGGGGGCGGCCGGAGCCGGCCGGACGGGUGCGGGGCGGGAGCAGCCCGGCGGCGGCCGCCGCUUUACGCUCGGCCCACGGGGCCGUGCGAGCGCCGCUCCUAGCCGAGGCUCCGGGGGCCGCCGGCUGAGAAGCUGGGCACGCACGGGUGGGGCCGCGGCCGGGGAGGAAGGGGCGGAAGGAGACAGAGCGCGGGCCGCGGAGGGGAUCGGGGCAGGCUCCGUCUCCCCAGGGCAGGAGGUCCGGAGCUCAGGUGGGGGCGGCCGGGUGCACGCAGCACCGCCGACCCCUGCUCCGCCUCCGCCCUACUCAUGCCCCCGCGGCGACGGCGGGCAGGGCCGCCCGGCCACACGCUGCCCUCCCUCCCGUCCCUCCCCUCCCCGCCCCACCGUAAACAAAGCGGCGAGGACCGGGGCCCGGCCAGAGCCAGGGGCCGCACAGCACAACCCGCGGGCUCCGUUCCCGUCGGGGCAAGGCGCCCCUCCUCCCUCCGAUCAGCCACGACCGGAUCCCGGCUGCGCCGCCGCCUCACCUCUCCCGCCGGUGGAAGCUGCCGCAGCCCCGGGCGCCGCCGCCUACUUCAACGCGGCUGCGAUCCCCCCCACACUUCAGAGCGACCCCGGUGGGACCCAGCGAGCGACGCGCGCCACCGGCAUCCCCCGCCGGCUUUAUCCCGACACCGCCUCUCCCCUCCGGCACCUCGACGUCCCGGCGCGGCGCUCCCACCCCCCCCGCCGCCCCAUUGGCACGCGCGGCCCCGCCCGGCCCCGGCGCUCACUGGGGCAGGCGCGCAGCACUCACAAGGCCACGCCCCCACGCUCCCUCCCCGUUGGCUCCCGAGCGCCCGGCCCGCCCUCGAGGCACCACCCUCCACACUUCGGCCAAUCGCGAGGCGGCGAGGGGCGAGCCGGGCCCCGAUUGGCGGUGCCCCCCCUUCCCUUGGCUGUGAUAGGCCGGGACGGCGGCCGAGCCCGCCCUCGGAGCGCUCCAUGCGCCGCUCCCCUCGGGCCGCCCGGGCAGCGCUCCGGUCCUCGGCGGCUCCGCGCAGCCCCGCAGCGGGCCCGGCCAGCCUGGCGGGGAGGGCGGCCCCGGGAUGUAUCCGACCCUCCGGAGAGAGCAGGACCGAUCGCUGCCGUUAAGAAGGCCGGUAUCAUCAAGGUAGCCGGGAAUCAAACGGCUUUCUGGGCACGCAGCAGCGUCGCUGGGAAACAUCAGGGAAGUGUCCUGGCUGCUGAGGCGAUGAAGCCCCGCAGAGGUCCCGCCGCGCCGUGCCCGUGCCAUCAGGGCGCUCCUGUCGCCCCUAGGAAGCGGUCGGAAAACCCGCCCUUCCCCCCAGCGAAUAAGGGAAUUACUCGCGUUGUUCUACCAACGCGAACCGCCGGGCUUCCCCCGCAGAAGCAGCCUGGCUCCCGGGAAGCCGGCGGGGCAGGGCACGGCACGCUGCCGCCACCCCUGCACGGCACAUAA
This is a messenger RNA of Camarhynchus parvulus, 1908 nucleotides long. Its product is annotated as basic proline-rich protein-like. The record is from RefSeq and is a predicted model, not a curated record. Bases 1 to 1908 code for a protein of 635 amino acids. Lineage: Eukaryota; Metazoa; Chordata; Aves; Passeriformes; Thraupidae. The transcript is spliced from 3 exons.